Molecule: messenger RNA, 1332 nt
Organism: Castor canadensis (American beaver)
Lineage: Eukaryota; Metazoa; Chordata; Mammalia; Rodentia; Castoridae
Gene: Rrp9
Product: ribosomal RNA processing 9, U3 small nucleolar RNA binding protein
Cellular component (GO): small-subunit processome
Molecular function (GO): protein binding; U3 snoRNA binding
Source: RefSeq, a predicted model, not a curated record
CCUGGCUCCAAAGAGAACUGAGGAAGAGGAGGAAGAAGAGCUGGAGGAGACUGUGCAGGAGAAGAAGCUGCGCUUGGCCAAGCUGUACCUUGAACAGCUCAGGCAGCAAGAGGAGGAGAAGGCUGAGGCUCGUGAAUUUGAGGAGGACCAGGUGGCGGGGCGCCUGAAAGAGGAUGUGCUGGAGCAGAGGGGCAGGCUGCAGAAGUCAGUGGCAAAGGAGAUCCAGGCCCCAGCCCCCACCGACAUUCGAGUUUUACGGGGCCAUCAGCUUUCCAUCACAUGUUUGGUCAUCACCCCUGAUGACUUGGCCAUCUUCUCUGCUGCCAAAGACUGCACCAUCAUUAAGUGGAGUGUGGAGAGUGGACGGAAGCUGCAUGUGAUUCCUCGAGCCAAGAAGGGUGCCGAGGGGCAGCCACCCGGCCACAGCAGUCACAUCCUCUGCAUGGCCAUCUCCUCCGAUGGCAAGUACCUUGCCUCUGGUGACUGUAGCAAACUCAUUCUCAUCUGGGAGGCCCAGAGCUGCUGGCACCUGUACACCUUCACAGGACACCGCGACGCUGUGUCGGGUCUGGCGUUCCGCAGAGGGACUCACCAGCUCUACAGCACGUCACAUGACCGCUCUGUGAAGGUGUGGAACGUGGAGGAGAACUCCUAUGUGGAGACGCUCUUUGGGCACCAGGAUGCUGUGGCUGCACUGGACGCCUUGAGCCGCGAGUGCUGUGUGACAGCCGGGGGCCGGGACGGGACUGUACGUGUGUGGAAGAUCCCCGAGGAGUCCCAGCUUGUCUUCUAUGGCCACCAGGGCUCCAUCGACUGCAUCCAUCUGAUCAAUGAGGAGCACAUGGUGUCGGGCGCAGACGAUGGCUCUGUGGCCUUGUGGGGCCUCUCUAAGAAGCGGCCACUUGCCCUGCAGCGUGAAGCUCAUGGGGUGCAGGGGGAGCCGGGCUUGGAGCAGCCCUUCUGGGUAUCAUCAGUGGCAGCUCUGCUCAACACAGACCUCGUGGCCACAGGCUCCCACAACUCCUGUGUGCGGCUUUGGCAGUGUGGGGAGGGCUUCCGGAGACUUGAUCCUCUCUGUGACAUCCCCUUGAUGGGUUUUAUCAACAGCCUCAAGUUCUCCAGUGCUGGGGACUUCUUGGUGGCUGGAGUUGGGCAGGAGCACAGGCUUGGCCGUUGGUGGCGGAUCAAAGAGGCUCGGAAUUCAGUCUGCAUCAUCCCACUGCGCAGGGUUCCUGGACCCCCAGUCGCUGGCUCCUGACACUCUCACUCUCCUUAUUUAAGUCCUUCUCAGGCCCUGUACCACUUUUUGUAUUAAAAGUGUCUGCUUUUGGG